Molecule: messenger RNA, 2132 nt
Organism: Hippopotamus amphibius kiboko
Lineage: Eukaryota; Metazoa; Chordata; Mammalia; Artiodactyla; Hippopotamidae
Gene: MITF
Product: melanocyte inducing transcription factor
Exons: 10
Coding region: 151-1731 (526 amino acids)
Biological process (GO): melanocyte differentiation; regulation of transcription by RNA polymerase II
Cellular component (GO): nucleus
Molecular function (GO): RNA polymerase II cis-regulatory region sequence-specific DNA binding; protein dimerization activity; DNA-binding transcription factor activity, RNA polymerase II-specific
Source: RefSeq, a predicted model, not a curated record
GCCUGGGCGGGUGGCCGCGCGCGGGCCAGCGGGCUGAGCUCUGCACUGCGCGGGGGCGCACCGCUCGGGAGACCCAGGCCCCGCCACCUUCCCUCCGCCCCCGGGCUCGGCUGUCCCUUUGGAGCAGUGGGAGGACGGGAAGCAGGAGCCAUGCAGUCGGAAUCGGGGAUCGUGCCGGAUUUCGAAGUCGGGGAGGAGUUUCACGAAGAGCCCAAAACCUAUUACGAACUCAAAAGUCAACCCCUGAAGAGCAGCAGUUCCGAGGAGCAUCCUGGGGCCUCCAAGCCUCCGAUAAGCUCCUCCAGUAUGACAUCACGCAUCUUGCUACGCCAGCAACUCAUGCGUGAGCAGAUGCAGGAGCAGGAACGCAGGGAGCAGCAGCAGAAGCUGCAGGCGGCCCAGUUCAUGCAACAGAGAGUGCCCGUGAGUCAGACACCAGCCAUAAACGUCAGUGUGCCCACCACCCUCCCCUCUGCCACCCAGGUGCCGAUGGAAGUCCUUAAGGUGCAGACCCACCUCGAAAACCCCACCAAGUACCACAUACAGCAAGCCCAAAGGCAGCAGGUAAAGCAGUACCUUUCUACCACUUUAGCAAAUAAACAUGCCAACCAAGUCCUGAGCUUGCCAUGUCCAAACCAGCCUGGCGACCAUGUCAUGCCACCAGUGCCGGGGAGCAGCGCACCCAACAGCCCCAUGGCUAUGCUUACACUUAACUCCAACUGUGAAAAAGAGGGAUUUUAUAAGUUUGAAGAGCAAAACAGAGCGGAGAGCGAAUGCCCAAGUAUGAACACGCAUUCACGAGCGUCGUGCAUGCAGAUGGAUGAUGUAAUCGAUGACAUCAUUAGCCUGGAAUCAAGUUAUAAUGAAGAAAUCCUGGGCUUGAUGGACCCUGCCUUGCAAAUGGCAAAUACGUUACCUGUCUCUGGAAACCUGAUUGACCUUUAUGGAAAUCAAGGCCUGCCACCCCCAGGCCUUACCAUCAGCAACUCCUGCCCAGCCAACCUUCCCAACAUAAAAAGGGAGCUCACAGCGUGUAUUUUUCCUGCAGAGUCUGAAGCGAGAGCACUGGCCAAAGAGAGACAGAAGAAGGACAACCAUAACCUGAUUGAACGAAGGAGAAGAUUUAACAUAAAUGACCGCAUUAAGGAACUAGGUACUUUGAUUCCCAAGUCAAAUGAUCCAGACAUGCGCUGGAACAAGGGAACCAUUUUAAAAGCAUCCGUGGACUAUAUCCGGAAGUUGCAGCGGGAACAACAACGUGCAAAAGAGCUUGAAAACAGACAGAAGAAGCUGGAGCACGCCAACCGGCACUUGUUACUCAGAAUACAGGAACUUGAAAUGCAGGCUCGAGCACACGGACUUUCCCUUAUCCCAUCCACGGGUCUCUGCUCCCCAGAUUUGGUGAGUCGGAUCAUCAAGCAGGAACCCGCUCUUGAGAACUGCAGCCAAGACCUCCUCCAGCAACACGCAGACCUAACGUGUACAACAACCCUGGAUCUCACAGACGGCACCAUCACCUUCAACAACAGCCUCGGAGCUGGGACCGAGAGCAGCCAGGCCUAUAGUGUUCCCACGAAAAUGGGAUCUAAACUGGAAGACAUCCUCAUGGACGAUACUCUUUCUCCUGUUGGCAUAACUGAUCCACUUCUUUCCUCGGUGUCCCCUGGAGCAUCCAAGACCAGCAGCCGAAGGAGCAGUGUGAGCAUGGAAGAAACCGAGCAUGCUUGCUAGCAAAUUCUCCCUGCUCUGCCUUCGCACAGACUGCUUCCUUUCUUGAUUAGCAGAUUUAAUAAUUUACCUGAAGGGGUUUUCUUGAUCAUUUUCCUUUACUAUGAAAAAUUUUUUUCAUGCUUUAUGGAUAGCCCAGGAUAUAUUUUAUUUUUAGAAUUUUGUGAAACAGACUUGUAUAUUCUAUUUUACAACUACAAAUGCCUCCAAAGUAUUGUACGGUAGUGUACAGUAUCUGUGAACUGAAUUCACCCCAGACUUCGGCUUUCAGAGCAAAAGGGUUUUUGCAUCAGAGAACUUUCUGUCCAUUUUUAUUCAGGGGAAACUUGGUUUGCUAUUUGUAUGCCUGUGACUUCCUUGGAAAUGAAAUGUAAAGUUUAAUUGAAAGAAUGUAAAGCAACCAA